AGACUAUUUCAAACUAUAAAAUUACAAAAACAAAACUUUAUUUAAAUGGUGUAAGUCAGUUAGUGAACUUGAAAAAUUUUAAAAUAUUUGUGAAAUUAUUAAUGGGAAAUUGUAUAAAUUCCAAGGAAGGACUAUAGUAACUCACACAAUAAAUUACUGACAUGAAACUUCAUAAAACCGCUAUUAAUUUGUGCUGUCCUGAACGCCAGGUGCGGCAUUUCAUCAAUCAACUUUGACUAAACUAACAACCAAAAGUAAAAAAAACCAAAAAAAAAUAUAAAAGAAUUUCGUAUAUUUUAGAUAAAACAGUCGACGUCCUCAACGUAAUACGAUUAAAAAUAAUUUUAUAUAAUAUAUAAACAUUAACUUAUAUAAUACCAAAAUUUAAAUUUUAAACCAAAGUCAAAAAUACCAACAGAAAUAGAAACUUAAAUUUUUAAAUUUUUUAUUUAUAUAAAUAUUAUUAAAUUAUUCCUGUCAUUGCUUUGUACUUAUUGCCUUAUUCUAUAAAAUAUAACUUUUUAUUUUUUUCUUAAAAAAAAAAAAAACAAAAUUAACGAAGAGCAAAGCUCUAUUCUUACACGAAUUUAUAAUUCUUCUAAAGAUUUGUGUUUAUUAUUCGAUUAUUAACUCUUCCUAAGAGGCUCUAAAAACUCACUCCAACACAAAACAAAAAAACAAUUUUAUUUAAACAAAUUUUGUCCCAGCAAUGAAGAUUUCAAAAAUGAAAUUCAAACGCAAAUUUGGAUGUUUAAAUGUUUGAAAUACAUUUCGAAGUAUUAUCUAAAUUUUAAGUUUUUUAGUUUUAUAUAUUUAUCAACUGUUGUCAAUCAGGUUUGUUAUUCGAAUACCUUUUUACCAUUUUGCAAAACACCUACCCAAUUUUUAUUUAUUUCCAUUAUCCCUCAUAACAAAAAUUAUUACACACAAAAAAAUUCACAUCCAUCUAAGUAAAACGUGUUGCUUAUUAUAUUCUGUUGGAUCAAACUUAUUCAGAGAAAACUAACUUAACGCAAUAACUUAAAAAACAAAUAAUAAACAAUAAAAAGAAAAAAAAAAAACAACAACCAUGGAUCCUUAUUCACCGGAACUUUUGUGGAUGGUCAUACUUGGCUUUCUAAUUGCAUUCAUUUUGGCAUUUGGCAUUGGUGCGAACGAUGUUGCUAAUUCAUUUGGAACGAGUGUUGGUUCAGGUGUUUUGACCAUUCGGCAGGCAUGCUUAUUAGCUACAAUUUGUGAGAUUUCAGGAGCUGUACUUAUUGGAUACAAGGUGUCGGAUACAAUGCGAAAAGGAAUUCUUGAAGUUGGUCUAUAUGAAGGAUCUGAAACCGAGCUAAUGUUGGGUUGUAUGUCAGCUCUGGCAAGCAGUGCUACAUGGUUAUUAGUUGCCACGUUUCUUAAGCUACCCAUUUCCGGAACACACAGUAUUGUUGGUUCAACUAUUGGUUUUAGCUUGGUGGCGCGAGGUACGCAGGGACUCAAGUGGUCAACAUUAGCAACAAUUGUUGGCUCUUGGUUUGUUUCGCCGGUAAUGAGCGGUAUUGUCAGCAUUUCGCUGUUUGUUCUUAUCAGGAAGUUCAUUUUACGCGCAAGUGAUCCUCUCAAAGCAGGACUGGCUUCUUUGCCAGUAUUCUACGGAGUAACGUUUUUCAUAAACUUCAUAAGCAUUGUUUUAGAUGGGCCAAAACUUUUAUACAUGGACAACAUACCAACAUGGAUGGCAUUGGUUUCAAGCAUUGUUUUGGGUUUUAUUGUUGCACUUCUAACUCAAUUUUUUGUUGUUCCAUUACAACGAAAAAAAAUUAAGAACAAAAUUCAAGCUACCGAUCCAGUUAAAUUUAAUUUCGAGGACUCUUUGGAAUCAUCACCAUCGGGAAGUCCUCGCAAAAAUCGACGUCCUGUAUCCUUAGUUAGCGAUGGAAAACAACUGCCUGCUAUUGCCGAAAUAACCGAGCUUGUCUCGUUAUCAGACAAUUCACCAACAACUUUUAAGCUUUCGAUUUCAAAAGGUUAUGCAAAUGAAAACAGCUAUAAAAUUAAUCCGGAAAUUGUGAAAAAAGCCGAGGAUUUGUUAGGAAAGGCUAGUCUUGAUAAUACCGAUCUUACUAUAACAAGUUUGAAUUUUAUCGAUGAGCAACAUACUAAUGGAAAUGCAAUGCAAACAAAUUGCAAACCACUUCAAGAGUUCUUUGUUAGCAAGGAAAAUCAACCCAAAUCGCCAGUGCUGCCCCUUGCAGACGGCGAAAAUCAACAAAAUAAAACUGCCAAUCCUGAUGCAACGGACUUGCUUGUUGAUAAUCCAAUUGCAACCAAUCAAUGUGCUUCCAAAAAUAAUGAUGAGCUCAAAGUAACUGAAAGUGGCUCAAGUUUAGAGCUGAUGAUCUCGUCAACACUGUCACCCAAUUCAAGUAAAGUGCCUCUAAUAGAAAGCAAAGAUCUGAGCGAAUUCACAAUGCCUGUUAAUAAUGGCGAGGAAACUGAAGAAAUUUCUAUGUUGUUUUCGUUUUUGCAAAUAUUGACUGCAACAUUUGGAAGUUUUGCUCAUGGUGGGAAUGAUGUUAGUAACGCUAUUGGACCGUUGAUCGCCUUGUAUAUGAUUUAUCGAGAAGGUUCCGUGAUGCAGAAGGCUGAGAGUCCAAUUUAUAUAUUAAUAUAUGGUGGAAUAGGCAUUUCUAUAGGUCUGUGGCUUUGGGGUCGUCGAGUGAUUGAGACCAUAGGCAAUGAUCUAACUAAAAUCACAUCUUCAACCGGAUUUACUAUUGAAAUUGGCGCCGCAAUAACCGUACUACUGGCUAGUAAAAUUGGUUUGCCAAUUUCGACUACACAUUGCAAAGUCGGGUCUGUGGUCUUCGUCGGGUACGUAAGUUCCAAGGGUCAAGACGAUUCAACCGGUAACUCCAAUAGCGGCAGUAGUAAUAAGCCAAAUUCUACAACUUCAAAUUUGGAGAACGGCGCUGUAUCUACUCUAACAUCAAAACCUAAAGGCAGUGUUGAUUGGCAUUUGUUUCGAAACAUUGCUUAUGCUUGGAUUGUAACAGUUCCAAUCACAGCAAUACUGAGUGCUGCUAUAAUGUUCUGUCUAUGUAAAAUCGUUUUACCAAGUUAAGUCUGCACGCUACUGUUUCAAAAGCAAAAUAACUCAUAAUAUAAGUUAUAAAAUUAAAAAACAAAAAAAAAAAAUUAAAUACAAUAAACAUCUAGUUGUCCGUCAUUGUUAGCUUCUUCAUACCAAAAUCAGAUGCAGAUUUAAGAUUUUAUUCUUUUUUUUUUUUAUCAAUGAAACACCUUUGUUUGAUAACAGUUUUAAUUCCUUUUUUUUCUGUUUCAUUUUGUUUGUAUUUGUUUUCAAUAUACAUAUUAUAGAAUUGUAUUGUUAUAAAAAUUGUGUUUCAAAAAGAUUGCAAAAAAAAAGAAGAAAUCAAGGUGUUUUGAAAAUCAAAUGUUAAGAAUCUCAUUGAGUGUAUUUAUUCAAAAAUAUUUGUUUUUAUCUUAAAUUUUUUUCAGAAUUCUUGAACAAUUUGUCAAUUAUCUUAAAAUUAAAAUCUGUCGAUAACUUUCGUAAGUACCUAAACAAUGACACUCUUGUGAGAAUGUGACAUCUUUCUUUUAGUUCUUAUGCAUACAACAUACAGCUACUGCAGUUAGUUGAGCGGUAUACGAUGUCCCGAAUUGACUUUUUAUAUCCCUGUAGUAGGUUUUUAGCCAUUUAAAAAAAAUCUAAAACCAAGAAUAUCGGAUUUGCAGAUAGAUAAAUAAAUUUAUACGAUUUCUUUUCCCAUAAAAUUAGAAUCUUAACACCUUGAUGAAAUGAAUAUGUUCCGUUUACACAUUUUUUACCGUUAUGAUGUUAAAUUGAAAAAAGCAAACAUAUAUUUAUAUAAAAUAAAAAUAAAUUUAAAAAAAAACCAAAAACGUACUUAUUAUAAGAGAGUUGUGUUUUUUAACAUGUCAGUGUCGAUAAAACUGCACACAAAGUUUCUAUACAAAAUUCUUCUGGGUGCAGUUUGUCUUGUCAUAAAAAAAAAGAAAAAAAAAAAGUUAUCAUUACCACCACAUUGUUUCAGUUCACGAACAUUGUAAUUAGAUACUGUUAUAAACAUAAAAUAAUAAAGACAGAUAUUGAAAACAA
Molecule: messenger RNA, 4129 nt
Organism: Episyrphus balteatus (marmalade hoverfly)
Lineage: Eukaryota; Metazoa; Arthropoda; Insecta; Diptera; Syrphidae
Gene: NaPi-III
Product: sodium-dependent phosphate transporter 1
Exons: 7
Coding region: 1070-3106 (678 amino acids)
Biological process (GO): phosphate ion transmembrane transport
Cellular component (GO): membrane
Molecular function (GO): phosphate transmembrane transporter activity
Source: RefSeq, a predicted model, not a curated record